Molecule: messenger RNA, 1253 nt
Organism: Capsaspora owczarzaki ATCC 30864
Lineage: Eukaryota; Filasterea; Ministeriida; Capsasporidae
Product: sorbitol dehydrogenase
Exons: 8
Coding region: 31-1080 (349 amino acids)
Biological process (GO): D-sorbitol catabolic process
Molecular function (GO): zinc ion binding; L-iditol 2-dehydrogenase (NAD+) activity
Source: RefSeq, a predicted model, not a curated record
GAAAAAAAUCCGAAAAAGCACGAAACAAACAUGGCUGACAACGUUGCAGCGGUUCUCCACGGCAUCAACGACAUUCGCAUGGAACCGGUCGCCCGCCCGACGCCUGGUCCGAACGACGUCCUGAUUGCCAUGAAAGCCGUCGGGAUUUGCGGGUCGGACGUGCACUACUGGACCCACGGCCGCAUUGGCGACUUUGUGCUGACCUGCCCGAUGGUCCUUGGCCACGAGUCCAGCGGCACCGUCGUCGAGGUCGGAGCGAACGUCAAGACGCUGGUCGCUGGCGAUCGUGUUGCCAUUGAGCCCGGUGUGCCAUGCCGCCUGUGCAGCUAUUGCAAGACUGGCCGCUACAACUUGUGCCCCGACAUGCAGUUCUGCGCCACUCCGCCAGUCAACGGCUCGCUUGCUCGAUUCUACGUCCAUCCGGCAGAUUUUUGCUUCAAGCUUCCCGAUCAUGUGAGCUUUGAAGAGGGCGCCCUGCUUGAGCCUCUGAGUGUGGGCGUGCACGCCUGUCGUCGCGCCAAUGUCACUCUGGGCUCGCGCGUUUUGGUUUGUGGUGCCGGACCCAUCGGUCUUGUUUGCAUGCUUGCUGCCAAGGCUGCUGGAGCUUCGGAGGUCGUAGUGACUGACAUUGACCAACAUCGCCUGGAUGUCGCCAAGUCCAUGGGCGCUCACAAGAUCUUCCGUGUCACAUCCCGCGACGCCAAGGAGGUGGCGGCUCAAAUUGCCGAGCUUGCUGGUGGCCGCUUGGAUGUCGCCAUCGAAUGCAGCGGAGCGGAAGCCAGUCUUCGAACUGCCAUCUUUUCGACCCGUAACGGCGGCGUGGUGGUCUUGGUCGGCCUUGGUGCACCCGAGGUGAACAUGCCCAUCGUCGAUGCUGCUGUGCGUGAAGUUGACAUUCGCGGCAUCUUCCGCUACGUCAACGCGUAUCCGACUGCCCUCGCAAUGAUUGCGUCAGGCACCGUGAAUGUCAAGCCCCUGAUUACGCACCACUUCAAACUGAACGACGCCAUUCAAGCGUUUGAAACGGCAAAGACCGGUGCCGGUGGUGCCAUCAAGGUCAUGAUUCACUGCGACCAGUAGUGGAAUUCUGACGUUUGCCCCCUCCGUUUGGUCCUCUUUUGACUGAUCACUGGUAACUGCUAUUUCAUGGCUCUGGUUACUGACGCGUGUUGGUGCAUGAAGUGCAUUUUUUCCCCUUUGUGAACAAACAUUGUGCAGAUUGACCCACAUACAUCCGAAACAAGCAACAUCCA